GCCAGGAAGGCGGAGGAGGCGUCGCCCAGCCUCCCUCCUCCUUCCCUCCUUCCCUUCCUUCCUCCCAUCCGCCUGCGGAGCCGCAGAGCCGCCGCCUCCUGCAUGCCAGAAGGCGGGGCGAGAGCGCCUUGGCCGCGCAAGCAGGCAGGCAGGCAGGUUGCCUUUUCAGGAGUCCAUGAGAACACAGCCCGGGCUCUGAAGAUGACGGAAGUUCAGAUUGACACGUCCCGCCUGCCUCCGGUCCAGGAAGUUUGCCGAGAUUUUGCUGUCCUGGAAGACGGCGCUUUGGCUUACAGCCUCCAAGAGCAAGAGAUUGAACAGCAUUACACUUCGAACAUUCAGAAGAACCAACUGGUCCAGAAGGACAUCCGAAUUGCCAAGAAGCUUCAGGACCUGGAGGAGGAAGCCAGGAGGAAGCACCAGCUCUCUGAGCAGCAGAAGGAACUGGAAGAUCGGGACUCCGAAAUUGCCCGUGCCAUCCAGGAAGACAUUCGGAGGGAGGCGGAGGAGAGUUGCCAGAGGAAGGAGAAGGACCAGGAAAUAGCCAAGCAGCUGCAGGACUUGGAGGAGGACAGCCUGCAGAAGAAACAGCAGCUGUGGCUCAGGAGCUCAAGUGCAACACAGCAAGAAGGAGGAGAAGAUGACUCCCUUGGGCCCCUAAACUGGGUGAUGGCAGAACUUGAACUCCAGAACCAGCAGCAGCUCCAGCAAGACGAAGAACUAGCCCGGGAGCUGCAAGCUGAGGAAGUGGCUCGCCUGAAAGCCAGGAAGAACCGUGAACGCCACAAUGACUACAGGGCAGCCCAGGUGGCUCAGGAUGAGGAGAUUGCCCGCUACAUGCAAGACCAGGAACUAAAAGCUCAAUGGAGAUCCCCCAGGAGGAGCAGGACCAUGACAGGGGUAGGGACCAUGGAGGAGGCAGCCCCCAGCAGCAGCCCUAGCCAAGAGAAUGGUCCAGGGUCUGUCUUACGUGGCGCCAUGUUGCUUUCUUGCCAGAAGGAGGCGCAAGAGAGCUGCGGAGCCGCAUCGCCAACCGGACUCUGGUCCUCGGACAGCUCAGAGGUGCCCCCCCACGGAGGCCAGCCGGACAUCAGGUUGUCCCUCAGGCCGCAGCUGUGCCGGAAUAUCGCCGAAGACCUGGACCCAACCUUCAGGGGCCAGAGGGUGGAGGACCCUGCUGGAAUGGUUGCCCAUUGCUCCAGAGCCGCUGCUGCCCCAGGAGGACGCUCGGUCCCUGCGGGCGGCUUCUUCGACUACCCAGACGAGCUUGGCGAACCUGCCUUUGUGUCCCCGACAAAACGACAGCCAGAGAAGGUAGGCCGUCAGAAACCCAGGGACAAGAAGGAAGGCUGCAAGCAACAGUGACGCAUCCACUCCCCACAGAGCGGCUGCUCCCCCCCACCCCUCGCCACAGCAGGGACUCAGAGAGAAGGGGGCUUCAUCCCUCUGGCCUCUUCGUCACCUCUGCCCAUACCU
Messenger RNA from Lacerta agilis (Sand lizard), 1476 nucleotides. RefSeq names its product coiled-coil domain-containing protein 50-like. The transcript is spliced from 12 exons. NCBI's taxonomy places the organism in Eukaryota, Metazoa, Chordata, Lepidosauria, Squamata, Lacertidae. The record is from RefSeq and is a predicted model, not a curated record. The coding region runs from base 103 to 1365 and encodes 420 amino acids.